AUGGCCACAUUGCAAGCUCCCAUUACUACUCUGGGAGUUGAUUAUCCUAUUCUUCCCGGGGUGGAGCCUGUCUUGUUUGCCGUAGACGGAAACAGAAAUGCGAUGCGACCAAACCGAAAUGUAACGAGUGCGUUUCCGCUAGUCGCAAUUGCCAGUACGAGGAUGAAACCUACCGAACCAGGACCCAAUUGCUACAAGUUCGUGGACAGAAUCAUGGAGCUCGAGAACCAAAUACGUUUGAUUGAAGAACAGCGAAGCUCCUCGUCUACAACAGUGUCCGAAUACUCAUCGGACGAAUCGUCUCUUCGUUCUACUACAUCACCUGGACUAUCUUUAGGGUCAUCUAGCCCUGGGUCAUCGAGAGACACGUCUCGGACGCCCAUUACACCUACAAAAGGACUGGGUUCUGCCGAUGAUGUCUUUCCUGCUAUAGUUUCUCCAUCUUCACCGUCCUCCGCCUACUCUAUGGUGGAUAUAUAUCCCGAUUACUCGAAAUCGACAGGCCCCGACCCUUCCUCCCAGGUUGUCAGCAAGCUAUUGGAUACAUUCUUCCAGCGGCAUAGUCAAUGCGGAUUCGAACUUCACCUUGGUCGGGUCAUGAGGGCGCUCCAGCCGGGUACACCCGAGCCCCUAACGCCUGUGUUACUUAAUUCAAUGUUGCUCAUGGGGUGUUAUUUUGCACAGGAGCAAGAGUUAAAAAUGUGGGAAAAUGAGUUUUUUGAGCGUACAAAAUGGUCGAUCGAAGAGAACAUAACUCUGGCGCACAGUGGUGGGGAUGGCAAAUACAACUCCUUGCACCACGUACAAGCGAUGUCUAUGUUUGGCCUAUACUACUACUUCAAAGGUCGCUUGCUCGAAGGCCAUGUCCACACAGCCCAUGCGACUCGAUUGGCAGUUGCUUUGGGCCUCCAUAAAUUAAACUCUCGCAUUUUCCAUCCCGGGUAUGGGGCACCAAUUUCCAAGCAACCUUUCGGGGUUACGCGUUGGCGUCCAAGGGAUUCUAUAGAACUUGGGGAGGCGAUUAACCUAUGGUGGAGUUGUAUGGAUACUGAGCUGGCUGGCUCGACGCUCAAUGGAUUGUCACCCUGUGUCUCCCUAGAGGAUGACAUUACUACAGUCUGGCCUCGGUUGCUCUCCGAUUUUGAGUCUGGCCAACCUCUGCCUGACGACGAUUACUCUGUCAAUUCCUUGUUGGAUCCCCAGACUAGUUCUAUAGUUGUCAGCGUCUCUAGGGACAACGUGAAAAGCUUAAUUGCCAAGUCUUAUAUCCUCAUGGUUUGGGCAGCAAAAUUGGACAUAGAGCGAGUAGCAAAUCAUCAGGGGUCAGAAGAGUGGUGGAUUCGUUUUGAAAGAUGUGAUCAAGCUAUAAACCAAUUCAUGAUGACCAUGCCUCCAGUGCGCCUUAGCCGUAACGUCGAAGAACUCGCCUACCUUAUCCUAGUCCAUACUGCGAUAUACUGCUCCCAGCUGCAGCUGCACAAUGCUUUGGCAGAAUUUGAGCUUGCUAUGGGUGCUCAGCGGUACCCAAAUGGCCGUAACCCUGACGGGUCACUUGGAGGCAUUAGUUAUGCCCGUUGUAACGAAGCUUGCCGAGCUACGGUCUUAGCGGCUGCAAUCGUGGCGGAUAUCGAUCUAAGCUAUAUGCUUAUGUUUAUCGGGAUCGCUUGGGUCUGCGUAGCGGAGGUGUUGAUCAGGGAGAUCCCGAGGUUGAGACGUAGCGGCUUUUCAGCACAAGCUCUUGAGAAGGAACAGCAACUCACCGUGAUAGAAACGUGUAUGGGCAGACUCGUACAGACCUACCCUGUACUAAGUCUACAACUGCAACAACUACAAAUUAUAAAGGCUCAGCAAACAUUUUAUUGA
This is a messenger RNA of Rhizoctonia solani, 1863 nucleotides long. RefSeq names its product Fungal specific transcription factor domain. Gene Ontology annotation, molecular function: DNA binding; zinc ion binding. Bases 1 to 1863 code for a protein of 620 amino acids. Gene Ontology annotation, cellular component: nucleus. The record is from RefSeq and is a predicted model, not a curated record. Gene Ontology annotation, biological process: DNA-templated transcription. Lineage: Eukaryota; Fungi; Basidiomycota; Agaricomycetes; Cantharellales; Ceratobasidiaceae. The transcript is spliced from 11 exons.